GCUAUAUCCCGUUUUCUUCCCCCUCUAGAUGUGUAGUAGUCCUGUUCCUGUAUGACAGAGCAGAGAAGUCAAUCCACCUCUGACAAUCUGCAGACAAGACAUUACUGGUAAUUCACUAUGGGUUGGACAGUUCUGAUGCUUCUGGGAGUAUUAGUAGAAUUUUCGGUGUCAGCAGAACCACUCGCCCCCUGUCCUGAAGGAUGUACCUGCCUUCCUGUUGAGCGCCACAUCACAUGCAAUGAUUCCAACCUCACAUCUGUACCGCCUGAAAUAGACAACGGCACUAUAGAGCUUCAUAUGGAUCACAACAACUUAACAUUUCUUCAACAGAGCUUUCACCAGGACUUGCCAGAGUUGAGAUCCCUCUACUUGAGAAAUUGUAACAUCAAAACUGUCAAGUCGGAUGCAUUCCAAAAAGUAACCGGCGUACAGCAUCUGUUUUUGGACAGCAAUGAGAUACAGGAAUUUGAGAACGGCACAUUUGACAAUCUCAGCAAUUUACUAUAUCUUUAUCUGCAGGAGAAUAAAAUCCGCUAUCUGCAGCCAGGUAUAUUUUCACCACUGAAAAAUCUUAUUGCACUCUACUUGAGGAACAACCUUCUCACUGAAAUAUCUGAUGGGUCCUUGAAAGGUCUAACACAGCUACGGUGGCUUGACUUAGGGAUUAAUAUGAUCACUAAGCUAUCAAAGGAAGCUUUUGCUGACUCGAAACUGCGAAAACUGAAUUUGCAAAACAACCUCCUUACCAGUGUCCCUUCCCUUAAAAAUAGAAUCAAUCUUCAGACGCUGCACCUGAGUGGAAACAGAAUCGUAAAACUCUCCUCUGCAUCAUUUAGUAGAAACUUUAGGACUGUCCGUGAACUGUAUCUCGAUAAUAUGGAGCUUAAAGAUGUGUCAAGCUCAGCCUUUCGUAGGCUACGCAGGCUUGAUGUGCUUGACUUACGGAACAAUAGCUUGACAUCACUCUCUGUGUCUCAACUGAAGAGCUCCACCAUAAUCUACCUUAGUGGCAACCCUUGGGAAUGUGACUGCUCCAUUACUGAACUCUACAUUCGAUUACUGAUGAGUAAGAAAAAUAAGCCUGAGCAGGAGGUGCUGUGCAAGAGCCCCAAAGGUCUGGAGGGGAGAAGCCUGACUACAAUUAAUAUACUAGACCUCAAUUGCAAAUCAUUUGUUGAUGAGACUACAACCUUUUUCCCAGCAAGCCAAACAUAUCAGUUGAUAAAUUCAGCUUCAUCAGUGGUGACUACCACUAAAGAAGUUACUACAUACAAAACAAGCACACCAACAUCUACUACGUGGAUUAACAUACUAGAGGAGGAUCCAUGCCUUGCUGAUGAUAUAUCUAACGUCUCGGUGAAAGCAACAGGGGAGGAUUCCCUUGAGGUUUCAUGGUCUUGCUCAAGAGCUUACACAUACUUCCAAAUAAACUAUGGUACUGGUGAGGACAAGGAUACACUGUACAUCUCAGGAGCGCAAACAAACAUCCAACUUUUUCACCUGUUUCCUGGUACAACAUACUCUGUUUGCGUUGUCCCACAAAACAGGGAUGGUAUGACAUGUGAGAACCCAAAACCAAAGCAGUGUGCAAGUGGUCAAACGAGUGGACUACCGGAGACAGCAUAUCAUGCCCAUUCUCCACCCAAGGCCACCACCUCCCCAUUUGUGAUUAUUGGAUCAACUGUGGCUGGUGUGGUGAUUUUAGCAGCAGUUCUCAUAACUGCCUAUGCCAUGCGUCCAACUAACUUUAAUUUCCAGCGUUAUCACAAUGAAGAUGAUAUGGAUGGCUACAAGCAAGAGGAAACAGAUCCCUAUAAGUGGGAUAGUGCCUAUGAAAAUGUAGAUGAAGCUAGGCAUGUAUACGUUACUACUUCCAGCUUAUGUGUAAUGGACAAUGAUAAGCUUGACUUUAGCUUGGCUGAGCCUAUAUCUUCUGUUCCAAACUAUGCUUCUCUUUGAUUUCUGCGGGUGUGCUAUGUUAAUGUGCAUCGAUCCAGAUAUAAAUAUACUUUUACUAAAAGGACAUUAUUAGAGUCGCCCUGCAUGGGAGCUUCAGAUGGCAUCCAACCGGAAACUAAAAUUGUGACAACCACCCACCGAGCAGAAUUAGUUUUUUUGCUGUGUCAAGUACUGUAUUGUCUUUGGACACCUAAUGCUUUGUCUCUUAUUAAUUAAAAAAUAAAUCAGUUUGCUGAGCA
This is a messenger RNA of Bufo bufo (common toad), 2198 nucleotides long. Its product is annotated as chondroadherin-like. Gene Ontology annotation, molecular function: protein binding. The record is from RefSeq and is a predicted model, not a curated record. The coding region runs from base 118 to 1959 and encodes 613 amino acids. Gene Ontology annotation, cellular component: extracellular matrix; cell surface. Lineage: Eukaryota; Metazoa; Chordata; Amphibia; Anura; Bufonidae. The transcript has 4 exons.